This is a messenger RNA of Lemur catta (Ring-tailed lemur), 456 nucleotides long. RefSeq names its product 60S ribosomal protein L22-like. Gene Ontology annotation, biological process: cytoplasmic translation. Gene Ontology annotation, molecular function: structural constituent of ribosome; RNA binding. NCBI's taxonomy places the organism in Eukaryota, Metazoa, Chordata, Mammalia, Primates, Lemuridae. The record is from RefSeq and is a predicted model, not a curated record. Gene Ontology annotation, cellular component: ribosome.
CUGCCCCUGCUGCCGCCAUGGCACCGAGAAGAAGCUUGUGGCAAACGGGGGCAAAAAAAAAGAAGCAAAUGUUGAAGUUCACUCUUGAUUGCACUCACCCUGUAGAAGAUGGGAUCAUGGAUGCUGCUAAUUUUGAGCAGUUUUUGCAAGAGAGAAUCAAAGUGAAUGGAAAAGCUGGGAAUUUCGGGGGAGGGGUUGUGACCGUGGAGAGAAGCAAGAGCAAGAUCACUGUCACUUCCGAGGUGACUUUUUCUAAAAGGUAUUUGAAAUAUCUCACCAAAAAAUAUUUGAAGAAGAACAAUCUACGUGAUUGGUUGCGUGUAGUUGCUAACAGCAAAGAGAGUUACGAAUUACGUUACUUCCAAAUUAACCAGGACGAAGAAGAGGAGGAAGAUGAGGAUUAAAAUUCAUUUAUUUGGAAGAUUUUGUAUAAGUUCUUAAAUAAAAUAUGGGAAC